AUGCCUCCCAAGAAACCUGUUGAAGAGAAGAAAGUCCUGCUAGGCAGACCAGGCAAUAGUCUGAAGAGUGGAAUCGUCGGACUGGCUAAUGUCGGCAAAUCUACUCUCUUCCAAUCCAUCACCAAAUGCUCACUGGGCAACCCUGCAAACUUUCCAUAUGCAACCAUCGACCCAGAAGAGGCUCGAGUCAUCGUACCGGACGCCCGGUAUGAUUGGCUUGUUGACCAUUAUAAGCCCAAGUCACAAGUACCAGCAAACCUGACUAUCUACGACAUUGCCGGUCUGACAAGAGGGUCCUCCACCGGGGCUGGCCUAGGAAAUGCUUUCUUAUCACAUAUCAGAGCCGUGGAUGCCAUUUUCCAAGUGGUUCGGUGCUUUGAUGACGCCGAAAUCAUCCACGUUGAGGGAGAUGUCAACCCAACGCGAGAUCUGGAUAUCAUCUCCGAGGAGCUACAAUUGAAAGAUAUCGAAUUUGUUGAGAAGGCGAGGGAGGCUCUUUCCAAACUCACGAGGAGAGGUGGUCAGAGCCUGGAAAUGAAGAAACUGAAAGAGGAAGAGGCAACCGUCGAAAAGAUCUUGGCAUGGUUGAAAGAUGGCAAAGACGUACGAAAGGGUGACUGGGGCCCGAAGGAGGUCGAAGUCAUCAACCCGUUGCAACUUCUCACAGCCAAGCCUGUCGUUUACAUGAUCAAUCUAUCUGAAAAGGACUACAUUCGACAGAAGAACAAGUAUCUACCCAAAGUCAUGGAAUGGAUAAAGACCAACUCACCCAACGAUCCGAUCCUACCCAUCUCAGUCAGUUUCGAAGAGCGCCUGGCCGCCAUGUCGGACGCAGAAGCCGCCGAGGAAUGCAAGACUCUCAACACCAAGUCGGCGCUCCCUAAGGCCAUUGUUACCAUGCGUCAAGCACUCAACCUGGCUAGUUUCUUCACCACCGGUACUGAUGAAGUGCGACAGUGGACAAUACGUAAGAACACUAAGGCUCCAGCCGCUGCAGGUGUGAUUCAUACCGAUUUCGAGAAGACCUUCAUUCAGUGCAUCGUAUACAACUUCGAGCUGCUGAAAGAAUACGGCGAUGAAAAGUCCGUGCAGGCCGCGGGUAAAGUCAUGACGAAAGGAAAAGAUUAUGUGGUCGAAGACGGUGAUAUUAUUCUCAUUAAGGCCGGUGCUGCCAAGGCAUAG
Exophiala aquamarina CBS 119918 is the source of this 1182-nucleotide messenger RNA. RefSeq lists its product as uncharacterized. NCBI's taxonomy places the organism in Eukaryota, Fungi, Ascomycota, Eurotiomycetes, Chaetothyriales, Herpotrichiellaceae. Gene Ontology annotation, cellular component: cytoplasm. Bases 1 to 1182 code for a protein of 393 amino acids. The record is from RefSeq and is a predicted model, not a curated record. The transcript has 4 exons. Gene Ontology annotation, molecular function: GTP binding; ATP binding; ATP hydrolysis activity.